Cyprinus carpio (common carp) is the source of this 1901-nucleotide messenger RNA. Its product is annotated as abscission/NoCut checkpoint regulator-like. Gene Ontology annotation, molecular function: metal ion binding; phosphatidylinositol-3-phosphate binding. NCBI's taxonomy places the organism in Eukaryota, Metazoa, Chordata, Actinopteri, Cypriniformes, Cyprinidae. Gene Ontology annotation, cellular component: cleavage furrow; centrosome; midbody. The record is from RefSeq and is a predicted model, not a curated record. The transcript is spliced from 11 exons. Gene Ontology annotation, biological process: mitotic cytokinesis checkpoint signaling; abscission.
GCUCGUCAUGAAUUUUGAUAAAAUGAGAACGUGGCCGUCACGUUGCAUGCUGGGAAAGUGAGUUUUCCUUCUACUUUUCAACAUUAACAGUUUUGAUCGUUCUAUACAAAAUUACUUUUAAGGUAAUUUUAGGCAUUUAUUAUAAUGUCUAAAAGGCCUCUACACUUUUCUACGUGUAUAAAUCCUCUCAAACUACUGUAGUUUUCAUCGCUGCAAAGCGAGGAAACUACAUUUCCCGGCAAAUCCCAGUUUUCGCAGCGCUUCCUGUGUUUACAAGCGAAAUGAAAAUGAUACAGUGCCAUCUGAAAUCGCAGUAUACACUAAACGUAUGCUUUUAAAUGUUAUUUUCUUGAAGAUUUAAAGUGUCACGGUGUGCCUCCCUGAAGAAUCUCAAUAUGGAUAAUCGCUGUUACGGCUGUGCGUCAAAGUUCACUCUCUUCAGAAAAGAGUUGGGCUGUAGAAACUGUGGCCAUUCUUUCUGCUCUGGAUGCCUGACAUAUAAUGUUGUGGUGCCAAAAUUUGGAAACAGUCAGCAGAAAGUGUGCAAACAGUGUUAUGGAAACCUAACCAGUUCGGGCAUCCAGACUGAUGCUGGCAGAUGGUCCCCACCUGAAAACUACAAAAAGCGAGUCGCUGCUCUCGAAGCCAAACAAGCUCAGCAGAAUCAUCCUUCAAGACCUGCGGGAGGAAAGAGCAGCACUGUGAGUCCGAUUCCAACCAGAGGACUCAGUAAAGAGGACCAGAUCAUCGCAGAACGACUCAACAAGCUGAGAGAGGAAACCAAGCCAAAGUCCAUACCGUCAGAGACGGAGCUGGAGUCUCGUCUCGCUGCCUUGAAGGCCCCGCUUCAGUCCGUGCCGUCCGCUGAAGACAUGGAGGAGCGUCUGGCUGCUCUUCAGGGACGACCCUCGCCCGCUCGAGCCCCACGGCCUGUUCAUCAGCCGCCCGACGGCAGAACGCAGACGGAGCAGACCAACGAUCUGAUCUCCCAGAUGACUGAAGAAGUUGCUAUUGAUAACCAGCAUCCAUCUUCACAGGAUGCAGACAGACCGUUAAACGAUCUUAAUAAACAAGAGGGUGGGGGUUUAAAUGAGAACGUGGAUGACGGCGAGCUGUCAAUCAAACAGCUGGAGGCGGAGAAGAGCCGCGUGCUGGAGGAGGCCAUGCAGGAGCUGAAGAAAGACAAACACAACCAGCAGCAGAUGCUGGAGAUGACCAAGAGACUGGCUUCCCUGCAGGGACGGGAUCCUGAGCAGGUGUCUCUGUUUGUUCAGUCGGACUGAGAUUUCCAGCAGCCCGACAGUGACGAGGAGACGGAGGAAGAGGCCAUCAGCAGAGUGAUGAAGCAGUUAUCAGAGGAAGCGGCUCUAGAUGAGGCCAGCGGCUACAACAUCCCACCGGAGCUCAGCGGCCCGAUGAACCGAGAGAAGGACACGUCCAGCAGGAAACCGCCGUCAAAAUCAAAGCCGGCAGCUGCUGUCUCACAGGUCCGGCGCUUAGACGAUGGAGAUUGUGAUGAGGAUGAGGAUGAUGAAGAGCUGCCGUGGUGCUGCAUCUGUAAUCAGGACGCCGUCAUUCGCUGCCACACGUGCGAGCGGGAUCUGUACUGCACCCGCUGCUUUAGGGAAGGCCACGACAAAUACGACAGAGAAGAGCAUCGCACCUCCUCAUACACAGCUCCUAAGAAAGGCCAGAAGAAAACCUAAACCUCCACCAGCAGCCUUAUGUGUCAGAUGAUUUAACUAAAUAAGUGUAGCUUAUUUAAUAAUAAUAAUAUUGCCUCAAUAUGUUUCAGCCUUAGACUCAAGAUCAUUCAAAGUCUUCAAAGCUUUCGUUAGACUCUUUGUAAUAUGACUGUCUGUAAAUAUAAAACUGGACAUCAAUAAAACACUUGAACAUGA